ACGAGAGGUCACGGGGCAGGGCUUGUCCACACACGUGUGAAGACCUGGCCUUAGCCUGGCUCCGGGAUGUGCCCGCGGUGCCAAAACACUAGGUGGUGUGCAGGCCUCGGUGCUGGGGAAGCAGGAAGCGCCCCGCUCCAAUCCAGAGAGCGCCUCUAGACGGGGCUGAGCCAGAUGGUCUGGGCCCGGAGCCUCACCGCUACCCCACGUGGAGACCGCUGCCUGUUUUCGUCGCCCUCCCCGCCUGACGACGGGCCCGUUGCCUGGAGAUGUGAGCGCGCCGGCGGGUGGGGGCUAGCGGCGAACGUGUGAUGUGCGCGUGCGGGCUGCAUAUCCUCCAUCUCGUCUCCAUGCGAGACCAGGAACCCAGUAAGGACAGUCCCGCAUGGAGGGCUCCCAACACCCUUUCGCCCCGUCGUGCUUGGUGAGGCUCCUUUACGGCGCGUUUCCAUGCCGCGCCGGACUUCCCUAAGUGCUCCCCUUCAUAUGACUGAGAAACUGAAGAAUCCGGCGGGAAGAAAGGACGUAGGGUUGCCAAGCCCGCGCGGAAACUGAAGCUGGAGCCGCACCUCGCGCUUUCGGAAAAGCUGGGCGCUGAGUCCUGAUGUUCGGACGAUGGAGAAAGAGCCCGGUGGAGGGGGAGCUAAGGAGGCCUUGCCCAUUGAACCCACACUUCAUCGCGUCCCUACUUCACUAUCGGAUAAAGAGACCGAGGUGCCCAGUAAGGGCCGGGACUCGGCGGUCUGCGGGGAGUGGGAAAAAGGCCAGAAAAUAUCCCACUGUGGGAGAGGAUUCUACGCUGGAUGCCUUGUGGGAUCCACUGCGGCGAUCUACACUCGCCGGCUCAGGCCCAUCCACACCCUCUGCGGCCCAGUGGACCGCAACUUGACCAUCCGCAGCUACCCUUAUCUCCUGGGCCUCCAGUGCCAGCGCACUGGGUUCCACCCAGGUUCCCAGCUGCGCGCCUUUGCCGAAUCUUCGCUGAGUACCCACCAGAGGGCGCACUGACCCUGUCGCCUGAACCAGGCGUUGGGGGCUGGGAAGAGGAACUUGCACAGGAGAGCCCAACCGGGGGCAAUGCUCCAGGACAGAGGUGAAAAGAGAAGGGCCUUGAGGCCGCCUCCCUCUGGUUUGAGCAUCUUUGUGGCUCCUGGCUUCCUGGACAGGGGCCGUUUUUAAGCCUGGUUUUCAAGACCUCCAACCUCUCUGUUCCACUCCCACCCACCCUGUGCCCCAGAGACACUUACUGUGAUUGUUCAGGUCUCCAGGCUGUUGCACAUACUAAGCUCCCUACCUGGAGCACCCACCCACCUACUCAUCCCUUUGUUUUCCUGGCAAAUUCCUACUUAUUCUUCAAGAUCCAUCUCGAAUAAUUGUUCCUCCAGGUAACAUUCGUUGAUGACUAAGCCAGGUUAGAUAACCUGUUCUGGGGGCGCCUGGGUGGCUCAGUCAGUUGGGCGUCUGCCUUC
Messenger RNA from Leptonychotes weddellii (Weddell seal), 1469 nucleotides. NCBI's taxonomy places the organism in Eukaryota, Metazoa, Chordata, Mammalia, Carnivora, Phocidae. The record is from RefSeq and is a predicted model, not a curated record.